Hemicordylus capensis (graceful crag lizard) is the source of this 4703-nucleotide messenger RNA. It is a transcript of the gene TPP2, whose product is annotated as tripeptidyl peptidase 2. Gene Ontology annotation, cellular component: cytosol. NCBI's taxonomy places the organism in Eukaryota, Metazoa, Chordata, Lepidosauria, Squamata, Cordylidae. The record is from RefSeq and is a predicted model, not a curated record. Gene Ontology annotation, biological process: proteolysis. Bases 63 to 3842 code for a protein of 1259 amino acids. Gene Ontology annotation, molecular function: serine-type endopeptidase activity; tripeptidyl-peptidase activity. The transcript has 30 exons.
UUCCUUUUGCUCAGGGCGUGCGUGCGUGCCUGGUCACUCUUCUCUCUCUUUGCUUCCCCAACAUGGCGGCGGCCGGAGAGGAGCAAUUCCCCUUCCAAGGGCUUCUGCCCAAGAAGGAAACGGGCGCUACCUCGUUCCUCUCUCGGUACCCGGAAUAUGAUGGGCGGGGUGUCCUAAUCGCUGUUUUAGACACUGGUGUGGACCCCGGAGCGCCGGGCAUGCAGAUUACAACUGAUGGGAAACCCAAGAUAAUUGACAUAAUAGAUACAACAGGCAGUGGUGAUGUAAACACCUCAAUGGUUGUAGAGCUAAAAGAUGGAGAAAUCAUCGGUCUUUCAGGAAGAACUCUGAAGAUCCCAACAGACUGGAUAAAUCCUUCAGGAAAAUAUCACAUUGGCUUAAAAAAUGGUUAUGAUUUCUAUCCUAAAGCUCUUAAGGAGAGAAUACAGAAAGAGCGCAAGGAAAAGCUUUGGGAUCCUGUUCACAGACUGGUACUAGCCGAAGCCUGUAGGAAGCAAGAUGAAUUUGAAGCUGCUCACAACUCUCCUUCACAGGAAAGCAAGCUAAUAAAGGAAGAGCUUCAGAGUCAAGUGGAGUUACUGAACUCUUUUGAGAAAAAAUACAGUGAUCCUGGUCCUGUAUAUGACUGCUUGGUGUGGCAUGAUGGUGAAACUUGGAGAGCUUGCAUAGAUUCAAGUGAAUCGGGUGACUUCUCUAACUGCACUGUUCUACGGAACUACAGAGAAGGUCAAGAAUAUGGUUCUUUUGGCACAUCAGAGAUGCUGAACUACUCUGUCAAUAUUUAUGAUGAAGGGAACUUGCUGUCAGUUGUGACAAGUGGAGGAGCACAUGGAACACAUGUUGCUAGUAUAGCUGCUGGAUAUUUCCCAGAUGACCCAGAACGAAAUGGUGUGGCCCCUGGGGCGCAAAUUCUUGCCAUCAAGAUUGGUGAUACAAGAUUAAGCACAAUGGAAACUGGAACAGGCCUUAUAAGAGCCAUGAUAGAAGCCAUAAAAUACAAGUGUGACCUUGUCAACUACAGCUAUGGAGAGGCAACCCACUGGCCAAAUGCUGGGAGAAUAUGUGAAAUAAUUAAUGAAGCUGUGUGGAAACACAACGUAAUCUAUGUUUCAAGUGCAGGGAACAAUGGCCCUUGUCUGUCUACAGUUGGAUGUCCAGGUGGAACUACAUCUAGUGUCAUUGGUGUUGGUGCUUAUGUGUCACCUGAUAUGAUGGUUGCUGAAUAUUCAUUGCGAGAGAAGCUGCCUGCAAAUCAGUAUACCUGGUCAUCUCGAGGGCCUAGCACUGAUGGAGCUCUGGGAGUGAGCAUUAGUGCACCAGGAGGUGCUAUUGCCUCUGUCCCAAACUGGACUUUGCGAGGGACGCAACUCAUGAACGGCACAUCGAUGUCUUCACCCAAUGCAUGUGGUGGCAUUGCUUUAGUACUGUCAGGACUCAAAGCUAAUGGUGUGCGUUACACUGUUCAUUCAGUCAGGAGAGCACUAGAAAAUACUGCAGUGAAGGUGGAAAACAUACAGGUUUUUGCCCAAGGACAUGGUAUUAUUCAGGUUGAUAAAGCCUAUGACUACCUCAUCCAGAACUCAUCAUUUGCCAAUACCAUAGGUUUCACCAUUACUAUUGGAAACAACCGUGGAAUCUACCUCAGAGAUCCUGUACAGGUAGCUGCACCUUCUGACCAUGGUGUUGGCAUAGAACCAUUCUUUCCUGAGAAUACAGAAAAUACCGAAAGGAUAUCUCUCCAGCUUCAUCUAGCUUUAACUUCAAGUGCAUCCUGGGUUCAGUGCCCUUCUCACCUGGAGCUUAUGAACCAAUGUAGACAUAUUAAUGUUCGUGUGGACCCCCGUGGUCUACGGGAAGGAGUUCACUAUACAGAGGUGUGUGGUUAUGAAAUAUCAAUGCCUAACGCAGGUCCUUUGUUUAGAGUUCCAGUAACGGUGGUUAUACCAACAAGGACAGAUGAAACUUCGCACUAUGAUCUUAAAUUUACUGAUGUUCAUUUUAAACCUGGUCAAAUUCAAAGACACUUCAUUGAAGUUCCUUCUGGAGCAACGUGGGCUGAAGUAACAGUGUGCUCAUCAUCUGCUGAUGUGACUGCCAAGUUUGUUCUCCAUGCGGUUCAACUAGUGAAGCAAAAGGCAUACCGAAGCCAUGAGUUCUACAAGUUUUCCUCGAUACCUGAAAAAGGAUCAGUUACAGAAGCAUUUCCCAUCUUAGGUGGAAGAACGAUUGAAUUCUGUAUUGCUCGUUGGUGGGCAAGCCUCAGUGAUGUUAGCAUUGACUACACAAUUUCCUUCCAUGGCGUAGUUUGCACUGCUUCUCAGUUAAACAUUCAUGCUUCAGAAGGCAUAGUCCGCUUUGAUGUUCAAUCAACACUGAGAUAUGAAGAUAUCACUCCUUGCAUAAAUCUCAAAAGCUGGGUUCAAACACUAAGGCCCCUGAGUGCUAAAAUAAAACCAUUGGGAUCCCGAGAUGUUUUGCCAAUUAAUCGACAAUUAUAUGAGAUGAUUUUGACAUACAACUUUCAUCAACCCAAGAGUGGAGAAGUAACUCCAAGUUGUCCCUUGCUCUGUGAACUCUUGUAUGAAUCUGAAUUUGACAGCCAAUUGUGGAUUAUCUUUGACCAGAACAAAAAGCAGAUGGGCUCUGGGGAUGCCUAUCCACACCAGUAUUCCAUGAAACUGGAGAAAGGAGAUUAUACUGUUCGACUACAAAUUCGUCACGAGCAAAACAGUGAACUGGAUCGGAUCAAAGAUCUUCCAUUUAUUGUCUCUCACAGACUGUCUACUGCUCUAGGUUUAGAUAUUUAUGAAAACCACAGUCAAGCUCUCUUAGGGAAGAAAAAAGCAAACAGUAUGUCUCUGCCACCGAAACAUAGCCAGCCCUUCUUUGUUACAUCUUUGCCAGAUGACAAAGUACCUAAAGGAGCAGGCUCAGGGUGUUAUCUUGCAGGAUCACUGACACUUUCAAAGACAGAACUUGGAAAAAAAGCGGGGCAGUCUGCAGCAAAGCGACAAGGAAAGUAUAAAAAGGAUGUGAUUCCCGUUCAUUAUCAUCUGAUCCCAUCACCAAUAAAAAAUAAAAAUGGAAGCAAGGACAAGGAGCUAGAGAAAGAAAAAGAUGCAAAGGAAGAAUUUGCUGAAGCUUUAAGAGACCUGAAGAUACAGUGGAUGACGAAGCUCGAUACCGGUGACAUGUAUAAUGAAUUGAAGGAAGCUUUUCCUAAUCAUCUCCCCUUGUAUGUUGCACGACUUCAUCAGCUGGAUUCUGAAAAGGAACGAAUGAAGAGACUGCCUGAAAUCAUCGAUGCUGCCAAUAUGGUUAUCUCACAUAUUGAUCUAACAGCCCUUGCCAUUUUUCUUGCUAUGAAGACUGAUCCCAGGCCUGAUGCUGCGACUAUAAAAAAUGAGAUGGAAAAGCAGAAAUCUACAUUAGUAGAUGCCCUCUGUCGGAAAGGGAUUGCCUUGUCAGACCAGAUCCUGCAGUUACAGGCCCAAGAAGGGGCUGUAUCAAGUGAUGAGGAAAGUAAAGAUGACAGCCAGGAGAGCAGCUUGGAUUCCUUGACAGAAACUUUCUGGGAAACGACAAAAUGGACUGACCUGAUGGACUCCAAGGUGUUACCAUUUGCCUAUAAGCAUGCACUGGUAAAUAAAAUGUAUGGAAGAGGACUCAGAUUUGCAACAAAACUUGCAGAGGAGAAACCCACCAAAGAAAACCUGAAGAACUGUAUACAGCUCAUGAAGUUACUUGGAUGGACUCACUGUGCAUCUUUUACCGAAAACUGGCUUCCCGUCAUGUAUCCACCUGAUUAUUGUGUGUUUUGAAAUAUCUGCAGUUGUAAAUUUGAGAUGUUCUUAUAUUGAUUGGAUAUAAAGAUAUGUGAUCUUACUGGAAUGCAUGUUUUCAUCCAUUAUUGAAUGCUUAAAUGGUGUGUAUUAAAGAAAGGACAAGGGGUUGCAGUCUGUUUGCUAGCUUAGCUCCUGACACCAGGGAGCCUGUUUAGACAUUUGGCAUUUACUUUCUUGAGGUAGCCCUUGGUUCCUCUAGAAAUAGAAACAUUAACCAAACCGUUUGCAUACAUCACAUUGCUGGCAAUGGAUGUUUCAGAAUGGCCAGCACCAAGACUUAGGAAAUGAAGGUGGAAAGGUUUUUGCAUGUGUAUGUGGUUCUUAAAUGUUUGUAAUUUUAGCCACAAGCCUGUACAAGCUGUUCUUUUUACGAUGAGCAGGGUUUUAACAUGUUUAAAUGUAAGUUUUUUUUCCAAUUUAUGAAGGCCUUAAAAAAAAAAGCUACAUCAAGAGUAGCAAAAACCUUAUUUAUUAGACUUAACAGUAAUGGAACUUAAUUACCAAUAUCACUUGCAAGAGUUUACAUUUUGAAUUUUUUUAAAUAAACGUUUCACACUCACUAUAAAUGUAUUCUGAAUUGCUGGUGCAAAGGUGCUCUUGAAUAUCUUCAGCUUGGAGAUAUUCUGCUUCACAUGGAUAUUUGAGUGUAUCGGGAUAAACUGAUACAUAUAUAAUGUCAGACAAUUAACACUUAAUCAGGUAUUGUAAAACUUAUACAUACAGAUAUGUUUAAUGUUUGAGAAAUGUAGAACUGCAGAAUAAAUGUGCAAAUUUCAAGAUCAAAAACUUGCACUCUCAUACUUCAAUUUUUAAUAAUAAAACAAGUAACAAAGCUGA